GUCACGCAAGCCCCGAAGAAAAACCACAUUAUUCUUUUAUUGUCUGAAUCUCUCUAUGAGUGUAGUGCUGGAAACAAACUACGAUAUCUGUUUCCUCGUUUCAUAAUUGAUAUGCUUUCAUAGAUUCGUAUACUCUUGGCAUUACUAGUCCACAUUUGAGGUCUCUCUACUCCCUCUGUUCCAACUUCGACGUUUUGUCCAGCUUGAAGCACAAACUGGAGGGUUGCCGCUGCCCAGCUUGCUUGCUGCUGGUUUGCUCGAUCAGUAUAAUUUGGUGUGAAAGAUCGAAGACCCAUUUGCCGGUGAACGGUAAUGCGGUGACCCAUUUUGGAUUUAGUUACUUUUCAUUUGGAAUCUGUGUCGUUUUUUGGGAAUUUCAUUUCUUGAGUUGGGAGCUAUUUGACUGUAGAUCAAGAGACCAAAGCUUAUUAUUAUUAUUUUUUAAUAUGUGUUUCGGAGCUUUUUUAAUAUGGGAAAGUAAAUUAGAUUGAGCUUUGCAUUGUCUGGAGGGAUACAUGGGGGGUUAGUACGUUGUGAGAUGCUCAUACUAGUUUGACUAGGUUCUUACUUUGGUGGCCAAUUUCAAGUAAAGAGGAAGCCUUUGAUGAGGGACCGGAGGAACAUAUAUAGAGAGAGAAAACUUGCAACUUUGGAAAUUAUUCUUGUCAUGUUCAAUCAAUGAUGAAUCAAUCAAUUAGGAUAAUGUGCUGUUGUAUGCGAUAGCAUUGUAAAGCAGGCAGAACUUGAAAUAAGUUGGAUCAAAUUGUAUUUGUUUUGAUGGCUUCUAUUAGAAGAACAUUGUCUCCAGUGCCUCGAGCAGGAAUUCCACUAAAUGGGGAAGUCCAUUCAGUUGCUUCUCCAUUGUCCAAGUCCUCAUCUUGUUCUCAGAACUAUCCAUCAUCCAAUGGAUUCUUAUCAUCUUUGGCUGCUUCAUUGGAUUCUCAAGCGUUUGUUCUCGGUGUUUUUUCACCGAGGUCUUCUAGGCCUUUUGAGAAAUCAAAACCCAAGGGGCAAGUCUGGAGAAGGGCGCUUUCCCAUUUCUUUAUUUGCUUCAUGCUUGGAGUCUUUAUUGGGGCUACACCUUUUGCGUCGAUGACUUUAUCCACAAAUCUCAUGUCAAAGCAUCAAGACUUAUCCUUUGAAAUGAUAUCCUCAGUCGGGUUUCAUCAGUUACAUGGUAGUGUAUCCAGAAAUGUGACACCAUUAGAUGGUGGGAAAAUGCAGAAGAAUGUUACAAUGGAGUCACAAGUCAAGGAGUGGGGACCAACAGAAGGCAUCUUAUUAAAAACUAAUAUGCAGAACCAAUCACUCAUUCAAGAAGCAGAUUUGGAGUUCCAAAAGCUUUUGAUAAUCGUGACUCCAACACAUGCUCAUCCAUUUCAGGCCUAUAAUCUGAAUCGUUUGGCACACACGUUAAAAUUAGUCUCACCUCCAUUGUUAUGGAUCGUAGUGGAGAUGACCUCCCAAUCUGCAGAAACAACUGACAUGUUGAGGAGAACUGGGAUUAUGUACAGACAUCUUGUGUGCGAGAAAAAUCUUACUGAUGUAAGAGACAGAAGUGUUCAUCAAAGAAACGUUGCACUUUUUCACAUUGAAACUCACCGUCUUGAUGGAAUCAUCUACUUUGCAGAUGAGGAUAACAUCUACUCAAGUGAUCUUUUUGAGCAAAUGAGGCACAUUAGGCGGUUUGGAACAUGGUCAGUUGCCAAAAUAACGGGUAACAAAAUGCAAGCUGCUAUAGAGGGCCCCGUUUGUAAUGGAACUCAAGUAAUUGGAUGGCAUGCAAUUGAAUCAAGUAUAAGAUUUCAGAGAUUCUAUGCUCAAAUAUCAGGAUUUGCCUUCAAUAGUACUAUACUCUGGGAUCCCAAAAGGUGGCAUCGACCGACUCUUGAACCUAUUAGGCAGCUUGACACAGGCAAUGAUGGUUUCCAGGUGAGCACAUUUAUUGAACAAGUUGUGGAAGAUGAGAGUCAAAUGGAAGGUUUGCUGCAAGAUUGCUCGAGGAUCAUGGUUUGGCAUCGUCAUCAUGAAUCAGUUAAUGCCUUCUAUCCUCACAAGUGGUUCAAGAAGAAUAAUCUAGAUGUCAUUGCUUCACUUACGUGAAUUCUUAAUGUGAAUGGAGUCCAUAUGGAUGGCAAAGUACAGGAGAGACUGAGGAAUACUGUAGGUUGUCCUGCCAGUGUAAAACUUAAUGCAGCUAGUACCUGCUCAGACUGCUCCUAUAAUUCUAGCUGUUUUAGUUGUUCACAAGAUUGAUAAGAGAAUUUUCUCACAUGUACUCAGUUGUUAACUAAAUUAUUUAUUCACUGGUAGAAAGAAGAACAGAAAUAUUGAUAACCCCUCA
Rosa chinensis is the source of this 2344-nucleotide messenger RNA. Its product is annotated as probable beta-1,4-xylosyltransferase IRX9H. NCBI's taxonomy places the organism in Eukaryota, Viridiplantae, Streptophyta, Magnoliopsida, Rosales, Rosaceae. The transcript has 4 exons. Gene Ontology annotation, molecular function: xylosyltransferase activity; galactosylgalactosylxylosylprotein 3-beta-glucuronosyltransferase activity. Bases 778 to 2103 code for a protein of 441 amino acids. Gene Ontology annotation, cellular component: Golgi membrane. The record is from RefSeq and is a predicted model, not a curated record. Gene Ontology annotation, biological process: glucuronoxylan biosynthetic process; plant-type secondary cell wall biogenesis.